This is a messenger RNA of Verruconis gallopava, 2114 nucleotides long. RefSeq lists its product as uncharacterized. Gene Ontology annotation, cellular component: fungal-type vacuole. Bases 297 to 1928 code for a protein of 543 amino acids. NCBI's taxonomy places the organism in Eukaryota, Fungi, Ascomycota, Dothideomycetes, Venturiales, Sympoventuriaceae. Gene Ontology annotation, biological process: proteolysis. Gene Ontology annotation, molecular function: serine-type carboxypeptidase activity. The record is from RefSeq and is a predicted model, not a curated record. The transcript is spliced from 3 exons.
GUUGCCUGGUGCUGCUUGCGCUCCAGUCCCAGAGCUUCCCAAACACCUCAUCCGCGCCCUCAACCAACUCUCUCUCCCUCCCUUCUCGGACCCUCUACGUCUGCUGUCACCCCAAUUCUCCUUUGUCCAUUGAUUGGAGCCGUGUUUGAUCGUGCUAGGCGAACAUCCGGCCUUAUCAGUACUUCCGGUGCUUAACGGGACGACCAGGUGUCUCCCCGCCACAACAGUCACACUUCUGAGCACACGAGCAGCAGCUGGCUUCACCGGCUCACUUAGGCUCCUGAAUACACAACACAAUGAAGGCCAUCGCUUCGCUCGCCCUGAUUGGCGCGGCGUCCGCUGCCGUCACGAACAACCAGCAACCUCUCAAGCUCCCCGAGAUCAUUGGCCAGGCAGCCUCCUCGUGGGACAAGCCGCUGCACAAGCUUGAGGAUGCCCUCAAAAGCCUUACAGCUGAGGCCCAAGCCGUCUGGGAUGAGGUUGCCAUGAUGUUUCCUGAAGAAAUGAGCAAGGCCAACUUCUUCUCAAGCCCGAAGCCCCAUGUUAAGCGCCCAGACGGCGAAUGGGACUACAUCACGAAGGGCGAGGAUAUCCAAAACAAAUGGGUUAUCAAUGCCCAGGGUGUAAAGGAGAGGGAAAUUGAUGGCAAAUUGAGCAACUAUAAUUUGCGCACAAGGGCGGUUGACCCCAGUAGCCUCGGUGUAGACACCGUCAAGCAGUACUCUGGCUAUCUCGAUGACGAGGAAGAGGACAAGCACCUCUUCUAUUGGUUCUUUGAGUCUCGAAAUGACCCCAAGAACGAUCCUAUCCUGCUCUGGCUUAACGGCGGACCAGGCUGCUCCUCCCUCACUGGCCUCUUCAUGGAGCUUGGCCCCUCUUCGAUCACAAAGGACGGCAAAGUCAAGUACAACCCGUCGUCCUGGAAUGCCAACGCCUCAAUUAUCUUCCUCGAUCAGCCAGUCAACGUCGGCUACUCUUACUCUGGCAACAGCGUCUCAAAUACCGUCGCCGCCGGUAAGGACGUCUACGCUCUGCUUACACUCUUUUUCAAGCAAUUCCCCGAGUAUGCAGAGCUCGACUUCCACAUCUCGGGUGAGUCGUAUGCAGGCCACUAUAUACCAGUGUUCGCACACGAGAUCCUCUCCCAUAAGAAGAGGAAUAUCAACCUGAAGUCCGUGCUUAUCGGUAACGGUUUGACCGAUGGGCUUACUCAAUAUCAAUACUAUCGCCCAAUGGCCUGUGGUGAGGGCGGAUACCCUGCCGUUCUUGAUGCCCAGCAGUGCGACGCCAUGGACAACGCCUACCCACGCUGUGCAUCUCUCAUCCAAGGUUGCUAUGACUCUCAGUCCGUUUGGCGCUGUGUGCCUGCUGCAAUUUACUGUAACAACGCAAUGAUUGGCCCAUACCAACGCACCGGUAUGAACCCAUAUGAUGUGCGCGUCAAGUGCAAGAACGGAAACCUGUGCUACGACGAGCUCGAUUGGAUUCAGGGUUACCUUAACCGCAAGGAUGUCAUGAAGGCACUUGGUGCAGAAGUCUCCUCGUAUGAGUCAUGCAACUUUGAUAUUAACCGCAACUUCCUAUUCCAGGGCGACUGGAUGAUGCCCUUCCACCUUCUUGUUCCGGAUCUCCUCGCAGAGAUCCCUGUCCUCAUCUAUGCCGGUGAUGCCGACUUCAUCUGCAACUGGCUCGGCAACAAGGCCUGGACCGAAGCUCUUGAGUGGCCAGGCAAGAAAGCGUACGGUAAGGCCUCGUAUGAUGACCUCUUCCUGUCUUCGGAUAAGAAGACCAAGAUCGGCAGCGUCAAGAGUGCUGGCAACUUCACUUUCAUCCGCAUUUCUGGCGGCGGUCAUAUGGUGCCAUACGACCAGCCGGAGGCAAGCCUAGACUUCGUGAACAGGUGGACGAGCGGUGAGUGGUUUGCGUAGACGAGCCGAGGUGGGGUUUUGUAUCUCGUCAAUGGAGUAACGCGCAUGGUCGCAAUCGUAGGGGAAGAAUUUAGAUUGUACAGUCUAGGCAGAUGCGCUACGGAAGCUUUUUUACUGUUACUUGUUCUCUCAUCCGGUACAUAGUGUAAAUCGGCGUUUAUAUCGUAAGAGCAAUCUGUUGUACAG